Sclerotinia borealis F-4128 is the source of this 3306-nucleotide messenger RNA. The record is from the annotation of a GenBank genome assembly. Lineage: Eukaryota; Fungi; Ascomycota; Leotiomycetes; Helotiales; Sclerotiniaceae.
AUGGAAAGCGCUUUCGCCCAUGCAGGAAACCACUUAAUAUCCGAUUCUGCUGCUGCAAUCAAUGCGGGUGCAGAUGAUCUCUCAGAUAUUGAUCCGGAUGAAAGCUUGUUAUAUGGACAAUAUGAAGGUCAUGUCAGUUUGGGAUCCAGCAGACGAAGGAACGAUGAUGAUGAUGACAACGAGACCGAAACAUUUGACGACGAUGAUAAUGAGAGUCUUGCAAGUGUUCCAGUCGAUGGUUUGAAAAUUACUGGACUUAGAGGUCCUGAGGAUGAAAAGGAACUACCAGCACACGCAUGCGCAUAUUGUGGAAUCCACUCUCCAAGCUGUGUUGUAAAGUGCCUGGGAUGCAACAAAUGGUUCUGCAGUGCCCGGGGAAAUGCUACAUCUUCACAUAUCGUCAAUCAUCUUGUUCGCGCAAGACACAAGGAAGUUCAAUUACACCCAAUGUCAACCCUCGGGGAUACUGUGCUCGAAUGCUACAACUGUGGUAUAAAAAACGUAUUCUUACUCGGCUUCAUUCCUGCGAAAUCUGAUACCGUCGUGGUUCUUCUAUGCCGUCAACCCUGCGCCUCUGCUCCAUCUUCGAAGGAUAUGAGUUGGGAUGUGUCCAAAUGGCAACCAUUAAUCGAGGAUCGAUCCUUUCUGACUUGGCUCGUCUCUCUUCCUACAGAUGCAGAACAACUUCGCGCCCGACAUCUCAACCCACCAAUGAUUGCGAAGUUGGAGGAGAUGUGGAAGGACAAUAUCAACGCUACCCUGUCUGAUCUGGAAAAAGCUGCUGGAAUUGAUGAUGACCCGGCCCCUGUCCUUCUCAAAUACGACGAUGCCUACCAAUAUCAGAAUGUCUUUGGACCUUUAGUAAAAAUUGAGGCAGACUACGACCGUAAGCUCAAGGAAGCCCAAUCUGAGGAUGGUUUGAUUAUUCGUUGGGAUUAUGGUUUGAAUAACAAACAUCUGGCAAGCUUCAUUCUUCCCAAGAUUGAGCUUGGUGAUGUAAAGUUAGCUGUAGGUGAUGAGAUGCGACUCAAGUACAAGGGCGAACUACGACCUCCUUGGGAGGGUGUCGGAUAUGUGGUUAAAAUUCCAAACAAUCAAUCUGAUGAAGUCACCAUUGAACUCCGAAAGGUCGGCAACGAUAAAUCGGUACCCACGGAAUGCACACACAACUUUUCGGCAGAUUAUGUAUGGAAGGCAACAUCUUACGACCGCAUGCAAUUCGCCAUGAAGACUUUUGCUGUGGACGAAAUGAGUGUAUCGGGAUACAUUUUCCACAAACUUCUUGGUCACGAGGUAGCUGCGGCUCCAAUGAAAAUUCAAAUGCCCAAGAAGUUUAGUGUUCCUGGUCUGCCAGAGUUAAACAGCAGUCAAAUCAAUGCCGUCAAGAGUGUAUUACAAAAACCUCUGAGUCUUAUUCAAGGACCUCCAGGAACUGGAAAGACGGUCACGUCCGCUACAGUCAUUUAUCAUUUGGCCAAGGUCAAUGAUGGUCAAGUCCUUGUAUGUGCUCCUUCUAAUGUUGCGGUCGAUCAACUAUGUGAGCGUAUACAUCGAACUCAACUCAAAGUUGUUCGUCUUACAGCCAAGUCCCGUGAGGAUAUCGAAUCAUCUGUUGGAUUUCUCUCUUUGCAUGAGCAGGUCCGCAUGAAUGACAGCAAUCAUGAGUUGGCCAAACUUACUCAACUGAAGAGCGAAUUGGGCGAAUUGUCAAGUCAAGAUGAGAAGAAGUUCAAGGCAUUGACAAGAGCUGCUGAACGUGAGAUUUUGAGUAAUGCUGAUGUCAUUUGCUGUACUUGUGUUGGAGCUGGAGACCCAAGGCUUGCCAAAAUGAAAUUCAGGACCGUCCUUAUUGAUGAAUCUACUCAAUCCGCAGAACCGGAAUGUAUGAUUCCACUUGUCCUAGGAUGCAAACAAGUCGUUUUGGUUGGAGAUCACGAACAAUUGGGCCCUGUCAUCAUGAACAAGAAAGCUGCAAAGGCAGGUCUGAACCAGUCACUCUUCGAACGUUUAGUCCAGCUUAAACUCAACCCCAUUCGACUCAAUGUGCAGUAUCGUAUGCACCCAUGUCUCUCUGAAUUUCCAUCCAAUAUGUUCUACAAUGGUACUCUACAGAAUGGUGUCACAAUGCAACAACGACUUCGUCGUGAUGUUGAUUUCCCUUGGCCUGUAGCCGAUACACCUAUGAUGUUUUGGUCCAAUCUUGGCAAUGAGGAAAUUUCUGCUUCUGGUACUUCUUAUCUUAACAGAACUGAAGCCUCAAAUGUUGAGAAGAUUGUCACCCGAUUCUUCAAAGCUGGAGUACAACCUGGAGAUAUUGGUGUUAUCACUCCAUAUGAAGGUCAGCGCAGUUAUGUUGUAACCUCUAUGCAGAACACAGGUUCUUUCAAGAAAGAGCACUACAAGGAGGUUGAAGUUGCUUCCGUUGAUGCCUUCCAAGGACGAGAGAAAGAUUUCAUCAUACUUUCUUGUGUUAGAUCUAAUGAUCAUCAAGGUAUUGGUUUCUUGAGCGAUCCUAGGCGACUCAAUGUGGCCUUGACACGUGCAAAGUAUGGUCUCGUCAUUGUUGGCAACCCAAAGGUUUUGUCCAAGCAUCCUCUCUGGCAUCACUUGUUGCAACAUUUCAAGGAUCGUAGCUGUUUCGUUGAAGGCCCACUUUCAAACUUACAACCCUCACUUCUACAAUUUAGUCGUCCAAAGACAACUUACCGUGGCCCACAACGUUAUCAAAUGGGAAUGCCCCACAACGGUCGGAAUGGCAACAACAAAGCUCCUCACCACCAGGAUUUCACUGAGACAGGUUCCAUGAUGAGCUCUGCUUUGGAUGAUGUUUCUUCAGUUCACUCAUCACAUCUUGGUGGGGUGGGUGUCGGAUCUGCCUAUCCUGCAGGCUUUGGCAACUUUCCUCUCACUGGCCUUGAUAAUUGGCCUGGUCUUGAUUCACGAGGACCACGUGUCAAUGGUCAAAAGGGGCGUGGCCGUGGAGCUGAGAGCGUUGCUGGAGAAUCUGUUGCCGCUAGUGAGUUCACUGAUGUCACCAGCAGUAGUGUCACAGAUGGCAGAGGCAUUGGUCAAGGUGGCGUUAGUCUCGGUGCCAGCGUUCACGGAGGACAGAAGCAAACUAGUUUGAGUCAAUCUGACCGCUUGAAGCGAUAUGUCGAGUCAGGUGGUCGUAUUGCUGACUAUAAAACUGGUGAUGCUGGUAGUGUCUUUGGCACGAGCUCUUUAUUGAGUGGUCGUCGAUUCGAUGAUGACGAGAAGAGUGUUUCUACUGCAUUUGCAAGCCAAAUGGGAGGGAUUUAUGACUGA